AGCACUUUUAUCACUUUGUACUGGUAUGUUCCGAUAGCAAAAUAAUAACAAUACUAAUAGUAAUAGUAAUCAAUCCAGAGCAGUCUUUUAUAAGGAGGGGGUGGAAUCCGCGUGGGAUUUAUUUUAUUGCUUAAGUUAAAUCGAUCACUGAAUAUUUAUUAAAAUAUGGACUUUUAUGAUCAAAAUAAUCCAGCGUCGAACACUACCAUCCCUACUGAAAACUGGACAUCUGUUUACUCAGCAGUUCGAUGGAUUCAAAUGAUCAUGGCUGUCCUAAGCAUCUUAGGUGCUGGCUCCAUAAUCAUAUAUGCCACAUCUCAUAGACUAGUUAGAAAACCAGAGGUGCUACCAUUAUUCUUGCUAAGUUUAACAGACCUACUGUUAGCUUUGAGUUGGAUGUGUGGGGGUCUUCUCUUCACCCAGUCCUGUGACUCCUACGCCACCUGCUAUAACCUCCACAUAGUGGAACAGACGCUGUAUAUGGCAUCUUUCUUUUACACUCUACACUAUGUUUGGGUGUUGUACACUGGACUGAACAGGAAGUAUUACAGGAGACUGAAUGGUUUCCCAGCUGAGCAUCCAGCAAAAGCAAGAAAUUGGAGAUGUUUGGUGCCAGUACUGUUAUGUCUUUUACCUUUAGUGCUCAUGGUGCCUGUCUUUGUAGCAGGAAAUGUGUUUCAGUGUUACACAAACUUCACCCAGCCCUACAGAUGUUUGCUGAUGCAUACGGGCGCUGUGUAUCUCACUUCAACUACAACAACAGAAGUCACAGCAUGUAGUGUCAUCCAAAUCUACUGUAUGGCCAUCUUCCUUACCACCUUCUUCCUCACUUUCAUCGGCAUCACGACUCUUAUGUGUAAAGCUCGGCCACUGUACAAGCGUGUGGUCACGUCUCAAGGUUUUUUUGGUGACCAUCAUUGGGCAACCAUGCGUAUCCUAGAACGACGUAUGCUGCUCUAUCCCUCAGUCUUCUUCUUCUGCUGGAGUCCAGCAAUACUGCUGGCCACUAUGAUGCUGGUGAAACCUGAUGUCAUAGAAGGAAGGAUAGGAGUCAUCCUCUACAUCCUGCAGGCCUUAACAUCUGCAUCUCAGGGUCUGUGGAACUGCCUGGUUUACGGCUGGACGCAACAACACUUUCGAUCUCUCAGCAGUAGUACCUUCCGUGAUGCUAACACGCAGACUCCCCUGUUACGCUCGCAGAAAGAAAACUAUGCUACUUUGCAUUCUGGUGGCUCACUCACUAAUGUUGUCUGACAUAAAGACACAUCAAGAUAAACCUCUAGCAUAUAGUGCCAUGUCAUAAAAACAUUUCUCAUUUGUUGCAAGUACACUGUCAACCAAUUCUGAGUUUUUCACAGAUGUCUGGCACAGAUCGGAUCUUGCUGUGUGAGUGUAAAUGGUAAAAACACUUGCCAUACAAAUUGGUUCACUUUUAAUUGUGGUUCAAAAUCCGAUACUUAUGAAACAUCUGGUCAUCUAACUCAAGUCAAAACACUCAUAUCCGACUCUCCUUUUAAUUCGUGAUUUUUCGUCAUUGUUACAUGACAGAAGCUCAGGUAAAGUUACUGAAUGCAUGGAAAUUGACACCAUUGGCAAGUGAGCGUCAAGAGCAAGCGCGAUCUUCAGCCAUCUUGGUUUAGGAAGUGUUUUCCCCAUUCAUUUCUUCCUUUUGGAUUUCCAAAAAUUCUUCAUAAAAGAGUUCAAAGCCAUGAACCAAACCAAACAGCUCCUAUAGGUGAAUCACAAUAUUACACACUUUGAUUUGAAGCAAAAAAGAUUUUGAAAAUCAAACAAAAAGUCAAAAGGUACAAGAAUGUGCACUUAACGUCUUUAAGGGGGAAUGAACUACAAUCCCAUGAAGCAUUGCGAAUGAUGAAAUCAAAAUAACAAAUGGAACAAUGGAAUAUAUAAAACUAUUGAUUUAAAGUUGAGUGGGCAGUCGCUAUAGAGCUCUUUUGGCGUGCUUUGUUGGUCGCGACUCUGAUUGGUGGAUCUUAUCAGUGGGAUCAUGGGUAGUGUAGUUUGCACGGUUUAUUUUUAUUGAUUUAUUUUAAAAUUAAGUUGAAAUAAAGUGGACUGCAUAUACCAUUGAUUAACAACCUUGGAGCUCACAUUUGGUCUGCUUUUAAAUGUUAAUAAAAAUAUACAUUUAUAAAAAUGAAUGGGAUGUUCACUUCUGAAAAAGAGGGACGAAACCGCACUACUCAACCGAACCAGACAGCGUGCGGCAAUGUUAACGCAAACCCUCAAGACAGCGGCGGGAAAAUCACUUACCGUCACAGUCGGUUAUGGCUGAAUGUAAUGGGACAAGAUGGGAAGAAAAAUCAGAAAUGUGUCAAUAAAUGUGCUGUUCUUCAAGCAUGAUGUAAACAAAACCAUACAAUGCUGAUAAACAUCUGAAACCAGCCUAAGCUCUUCAAGAUCUUCAAGGUUAAGUUUUGAUGCCACAGUUGGAACAAUGUAUGCGUCUGUCAUAACAACACCAGGUGGUAGAUAAGAGUGCCUGUACCACAAAGGGUCUUGGUUUUGUUAAGAGAUUUUAGAUGUAGUAGCACCUGGUGUAGAGGACUCCACCCCAAGAAACUGUUGCAUCAACCCUCUUCUACAAUAUGUGCCAGUUAACAUUUGCCAAGACACAGUCAAGACUGACAACUGUUGAAAUGUAAAAAAGGGAAAGACCAAAGGGGGAGUCCAGCUAGAGGGAAACAGCUCUGAAACAGGAUCUGAGAGCACAAUACUGCUGCUUUCCAUCCAAUUUUGUUUUUUUUAAAUACAUAAAUAAAUGUGCUGUACACUCCCAUGCACAGUUCGGGUAUUAACAGUACGUACUGUAGUGCAGGUAUAAAUGACCACUAAAGGGAACCAGAGACAGAAUUUCCUCUUCAUAAACAAUACACUUAUUGUUCACUCGUACCGCACCUGAUUUGUCAGUAAAAAUUAGUAUUGACUAAUAAUACUAUUGUUAUAAGACCAUUCAAAGUAGUUCUUUUUGCUUGAAAAUGUGCCAAUUGGAGAAUAAUGCUGUUAUUGUUGGUGAAUGUUUUCUGUUGCAAAAACAGAUGUAUAUAUCUUAAAUCUUUCUCCAUUACAGAAUAACAUAACUGCAUCUUACGUUUCUUUUAAACUAAAAACGAAAUAAUUUCUGAAUGCAUUUGUGUAAAGUUUACAUACUGUAUGUAUAUCUCGUUAAUCUUGAUACUUUUGUUAA
Molecule: messenger RNA, 3208 nt
Organism: Xyrauchen texanus (razorback sucker)
Lineage: Eukaryota; Metazoa; Chordata; Actinopteri; Cypriniformes; Catostomidae
Product: transmembrane protein 116-like
Exons: 11
Coding region: 166-1254 (362 amino acids)
Biological process (GO): adenylate cyclase-activating G protein-coupled receptor signaling pathway
Cellular component (GO): plasma membrane
Molecular function (GO): G protein-coupled receptor activity
Source: RefSeq, a predicted model, not a curated record